AUGACUUGGCGAUGGCACGAGGAGAGAGCAGAUGCAGAAAGCAUCCGCACGCCCUCGCGCACGUGGCGGCGUGCGCUCUCAGGGGGCAGCCCGCCGCCCUUUACGUCCUCCAGUCUCUCCGCUCGCGUGAGAGGUCCAGCAGCUGCACGGGCCGUGGCGAGGCAGGGGGUUGAGGAGGCGGUGCUGGGCGAGAUAGUGGCGGAUGGGCACGUGUGCCGGAGACUGCACUGCCUCGCAGCGAGACUGCAGGCGCCACCUGGUGCUGCUGACGCAGCAGCAGCAGCGUGGGGAGUGCCACGUGUGCUUGCUGACGUGGACUGCCAGCUGGCUAGUGUGCCGUGUCAGUUAGCUGCGUGCAGGAUGGUGCAGCAAGCGGCAGAUGCUGACGGUGCAGGUGGCAGAGCAUGUGGCGAUGCUGCUGGCGGUGGUGGUGGGGGUGGGUAUGGCAGCGACGGGGAGGGCUCGGACUGGGAUUCAGAGAGUGGGGAUGUGUGGGUGGGAUGGACGGGCGGGGAGAGUGAUGACGACGAGAGCGAUAGAGACGAGGAGGGCAACGAGGGAAAGGAGGGUGAAGAGAGUGCGUGGUGCAAGAGCAGCAGUCAACACCAUCAUGAUCACGCCAAUCAUGGACCUAAAGCGCAUCAUGAGCGCAUUGCAGCAGCAGGGGCAGCAGCAUACAGGUCCCCGCGUGGAGAGCCACGGCCAGGGGGUAGCGCAGUGGGAGCGGUAGGGGGCGGUGCGGAGCGGGACGACGCGGUUCUGAGGGGUUUUGGGCGGGCAUUGUCUCUGGUUCUCGCUCAGUACGAGGCCGGGGUUGCCCAGCUCGCCCGGGCGUGCACUGCUGCUCUUUCUGCCUCAUCAGCAACGGUAGCAACAGAUUGUUCCAGCUCUGCACGCUCACAAGCAGCCAGUCCAGGCGGCCCUUCAGAUGCCGUGCUUCUGCUGGCCAUGCGGAGCAGGCGACUGAGGGAGCAGCUGAGGCGCCUGGUGAUGUUGCUGGGGAUGGAUUCGAGAGAGAGGGAGACAGCAGGGGGUGAGAGGAAGGGGCAGCCAUGGGAGGGCGGGGCGUUGAGGGGGAAGGAGAGGGCAGAGGGGAAGAUGGAGGACGCGUGGUCGGUGGUGUACCAGUGCCCUCGGAUGCCCAUGCCUUGCUCGUCAGAUCCGAGCAGUGCAGGCAUGAGAGCCAUGCCUCUCACUCCACCCGCUGCACACAUGCACCGCACGCCCCACACGCACCACAUGGGCCAUACUGUUGCUGCCAGCGGUGGCAGCAGAGCCGUGCGCCCCACCACCACCCACAGCAGCCCAGCUGCUGCACUCCUCUCUUACCUUCACUGCAUGCUCCAGCUCACGGCCAUGGAUAACAGCAGUGGCAGCACGGCCAGUGCUCUUGUCACCCCAUCACAGUUCGACACACCUCGUUUCCUGUCCAACCAGGCAGCAGCAGCUAGCGACGCGUGGAGUGCGUCGCUCUUCCUUCGUUUUAGGAAGAUCAACCACCUGCUGCCCUUGUUCCUCCAUCCAGUGUCACACCUCGUUGUAAGAACAGCGCAGCAGCAGCACAUACUCCUCUCUGCUCCCUCCCCCACCAUUCGCCAACUCGCCUCCCGCCUCUCCUACCUCCUCUCCUCCCUCCUCCUCCCCCACUCACACCCCUUCCCCUCUCUGCCAACCAAUGGAGAAAAUCCACGUCACGUUCAACCAGCGCUUGCGUCUGAUUGGUCCAUCGAUUUCACCAUGGCUGGGGUGGCCCGAACCAGAGAGAUCGUCCAGAACUGGCCCGCCAAGGCUGAGCUGCAGGUUCGGCAGCUUCUGGACGCUUUGGAACCUUGGUCCAGUGCAGCAGGCGAGGCUCGGAUGGCUGAUGUGGGGGAUGUGCUGUGGGGCCAGUUUGGGGCGGCAGCAGUUCCCGUGCUGCCUCCAGGGGCUCCCUCCUCACACACACCUGGUGACGACGUGGCAGCAGCUGAUUGGCCAUGGAAAGGCACCCACCCACCUCCUCUGUGCAAUCUGCUUGCUGGUGUGCACAUGCCAAGCAACGAGUCAGCACAAUCCCCCGGCUGCGCCUCACCCAACUCCACACUGCGUCACGCAUGGGUGGAGUGCGGUGCCAUGCUGCGCCUCUGUGACCCCCGCGCUGGCCCCGCUUUUCCCUGGUCGUGGAUGGCUUGUAACGAGGAUGGUUGUAAUGGGGAUGGCUGUGGUGGCGCUGCGGUGCAUGGUGCGAGUGGCAUCUCAUGGCAUGCAGUGCUCCAGCAUGCUCAGAGGCAUGGAAAGGAGGGAGGUAUGGGGGCAAAGGAGAAGAGUGGGAACAGCGGAAGGGCGUUGAAGCACAGCGGAAGACAGAGAAGUGGGCACAGUGAGAGGCGGAGAAGUGGGCGCAGUGGGAAGCAGGGUGGGUUGGGUAGGCAGCAGAGUGGGAGGCCUGCUGGGAAGCAGAGUGGGGAGGCGUUUGGAAGGCAGGGUGGGCGUGGAGGGGCAGCAGGGAGGGGAGGGGGCCAUGUAACGGAUGAGGAGAGGCGGCUGGAGGUCAUGGCAGUCACAGAGAUGGAUGGGAGCUUCGAUGAUGCCAUCCAUGCCCACCUGCUGCUGCCCAUCCGUGCAAGGGCAGCAGUGCAGGUGCUGUUCGCUGUGGGGCGCUACCGCGACCACUGCACCGCACUGCACCACCUCUUCCUCUCCCCCCACUCUGCCCUGCCCUCCGCCCUCCUGCACGCCCUCCAUGCCGUGGACUGGGCCAGCCUCCGCUCACUGCCAGAGCAGCAGCACGCGCUCUCCUCCGCCCUCGACACCGCCGUCUCGCGAGCCUGCCUCUCCUCCCUCCCCGCCUCCUCCCUCUCCCGCCUCCACGCCUUCAUUGCGCCCUCCUCCCUCUCCUCCUCCUCCCUCUCCUCCUCCGCCCUCUCAUCCAUGUCAACACCACCGCCUCACCCAAUGUCGCCAGGGUCGGGAGGGGGUGCAGUGGGCAGUGCGAGCAAGCAGCUCACGUGGGGCCCUUUGUCUGCCCACCUUGAGGCACUUUCUCAACCGCGCUGCAUCCCUCCCCACACCCUCCAUCCGAAUCUGGUCCAUGUUACGUUCCACGAGUGCGGUAUGACACUUGCCUGGGCACGUUCUCAACCGCACUGCAUCUCUCUGCGCCCCUCCCCGCACCCACCAUCAGGGCUGGGCGCGUUUGACUUUGUGCGGGUGGGGUACGACCCUGGCUGGCCAGCAAGCGUGGUGAUAACACUGCACCUGGUGCAGCAGUAUGGAGACAUUCUCGCUGCACUGAUCAGGCUGCACCACGUGCAGCGGGCCGUGGAAAAUCUCACUGUUCACGUCAAGGGCAGCAUGCACCGCUGCUUGCUGGCCAGCCAAGCCCCCCCGACACUCACUGCACCCAAUACACGCCCUCCUGCUCUCUCCUCUUCCCCUUCCCCCUUCAGCAUGCGCGCAUCACAGCUGGUGUCUUGCAUGCUCGCCUUUAUAACCGCUCAGCUGCAGCGAGCAGGGCAGCAUGGGGACCAGAUGCUGUUGCUGGGCAUUGAUGACUCCUCAGAGGGACACAAGCCCCACCUGGACCUAUUCUCAUUCCAAGAGGCACAUGCACAGUUUCUGAUUUACUGCACAACCAGGUGCCUGCUAGACGCGCGGAGUGCACCCAUCAGGGAGCGCCUAGACAGUCUGCUACAGCUGGUGUUGGAUGUGCAUCGUAGCGUUGACUCGGCUCGCAUGGUCGCCCCUUUCUCUGAGUUCUUCCUCGACGACGAUACUCCCAUCUGGGAAGAGGGCACGCCUCACGGCACGUUGGGAAGGGAGACAGAGCUGGACCGCAGGUUGGAGGCAGCCUUAAGGGCUGGUGAUCACGCAGCAGCGCAGCGGCUGAACGAUGCACUCAUGAGGCGGGAGAGCGUGCGGCAGCAGAGACAGGCGGAAUGGCACAUGCAGCUCGCAGCAAGCCUGCAGGUGAGGAGAGAGGCAGAGCCGGAAAGCGUUCCUCACAUGCACACAUCCACCCGUCGCGUUUCCACAGGAACAGGAAACACAGCGGCGCAGGAAACGGCAGCGGCUAAACUGGGGGAUGGAUGUGCUGCGAAAGUCAGAAGGGAAGGGCAACAUGUGACGUGGAGGAGCAUUUGUGCAUACCCUGAAUGUGUAACCACCGGUAGCAGAACCAUUAGCGACUAA
Messenger RNA from Closterium sp. Yama58-4, 4170 nucleotides. NCBI's taxonomy places the organism in Eukaryota, Viridiplantae, Streptophyta, Zygnematophyceae, Desmidiales, Closteriaceae. The record is from the annotation of a GenBank genome assembly.